AUGGCGAGUAUCGGCCGUUUUGCCUUCGCCGGUGUUUCGACCGCAGUUGAGGUAACCAACGCUCUCGCGAGCGUCAACAUUGACUUUUCACUCGUCAAGAUUGAUCCGCCGCACGAGUUCCGGGACGUUGGCGAGAUCCUCGCCCCGAAAAGGCGGAACACGGCAGAGGAUGGCCCCCUCCACAUCACGGCCCGACGACUCGGCGCCAUCUUCGAGGCCAUUCUGCCACAGACCCCGCAGCUGAUCAAGUCGUACGGCCACCGCGCCUCAGAGAUUGCGAGGGCCUCGGCCAAGGCGUCGCCAGCCAGCAAAGGCAUCUUUUCUCAACAGGCAGGGAUCGACGCCGCGAGCAUCUGGGCCGGGGCUACCUCUGGGUCAGGCGCCAUCCAGGUGCAUCUGCUUGCCUGCAUGCUCGCACGGAUGUGGACUGGGCCCGAGGCCACGUCGAUAUGGGUCGAGCUUCUCAAUUGCCGGCGGAUGAGGCUGGAGGAAGAGUUUAGGAAGACGGGAACUAUGGAUAUGAGGACGAUGGUGGCUGUCAAGCAGCAGAUCGAUCGAGCUCAGCUGGCAGAGUGGGACGCCAGUGCCCGGGCGUGGCUGCGAAUUGCGGACAUUGCGAAGAAUCUACAGCAUAAACAGCUACUCCUCAUACUGGGGAACCUGGACAAGGUCGUCAACUCGAAACCGGUGUUGUACGACAGUGUCAUCAAGGCAUGGACCACGGGCAUGGAGGGUAUGGAGGCUCUCCUCCAAGGGUCGCCGAUGAUGAUGCAGACGGGAGACAUGCCACUUGCUCUGUCGUCGUGGCACAUCUAUCCAGACCUCAACAUUGUCUCUACCACCACCAAACUCGUUCGUCAAAAGGACAGUCUUGUUCCCGCCUCCGGCAUCCUCACGAUUGGUCUGGAAAGACACGACAGUAAUUCGUCUAAAGGCCUUCAGUGGAGCCUUCCACUGGCCCACCUGAGAUUUUACGGCAACCCCGUGAAGAGAGUCAGCGAGCUGACGAUACAAGGCGCGCGCCUGUCUCUGCUAGAUUUUGAUAUGGCGGUUCUUGGUUGUGUGCUGGGAGGCUGGGGCGAUCCCGACUCUGACCUAGAUGCUAUCAGAUGGAUGUCUAAGAUUUCUGAUUUGAUGGUGUCUACAUACCCAGACGAGUCUCACAGGCUGGAUAAUACAUGGCUGCGGAUCCUUGGAAAGACAGCUUCGGCAUUCCUAGAAUCUACCGACACUGAAAGACAGAGGUUCACGAAACUCUUGUAUCUUGGCCGUGGACGUCGAUCUUUCAUCGCGGACAGAAGCCCGCCUUUCUUCGGACUGACCAGCAUAGACCUUUUGAUGCGCAUGGUGAGAACUUCAGAGCAGCGGGUGAAGAUACUUAGGGCUCACAUGCAGCGCGCUGGUAUUCCGUUUGAGCAUGCCAUCAUUCGGCCGACGCCAAAAAGGACAAGCCCUGGGUCCGAUUCCUCGCGGUCCAAGAGCAGUGUUGGCCAUAUUCGAUGGAUCCACCAAACAUCCGCACAGCUGAUAUCCCCAAACGAGGACUUGGUGGAGCGUCCUCAUGCUGGGGCAGAUGUUUAUCCCGACAUUGACGCAGACGAGACAAACAAAGAGAUGGAAAGGCGGGCCGUCGCAGACAAGAGGGCUUCCCACAUCACACUAGAAAACGAAGCUGAGCAUGCCUUCCGCCAGGCGAAAGAUAAGUACGAAGCUGUGGGCGAGGAAGUUUUGUCAGUUGAAGGGGAGCACAUUAAAACCAUCUCAAAUCCGGGCAGAAGGCUUAUGAGAGUGAGAUGGGGCAUGACCCAAGUUGGCCCCGGCUUGGAGGAAUAUGACCACUGGAUCGGACCAAUGAAGCACUACGAGCAGUGGUUUGGCGAUGUCCAAACCGCAGCUGUUUUCCUUCGCCUAGACCAAGACCCGGCCGUGCCUGGAGGGGAAAUCCGGGUGCCAUUUCGAGAGUUGGCAUCCCUCUUCGACCAGGACGCGAUUGACCCCGAAGCCUUCAUCAGCGAAUUACUCCGUGGGAAUGCCCCCGGCAAAGCAUACAGCGACUCUCUACGGGCGUACUCGACUAUGCACUCACUCUACCGGACGUUGAAUCAGGGGACCAUCGAUGUUCGGGUGCUCCAGAGGCCCUUGACUGGGAGCAAAUGGGUCGAGUCCCUGUUUACGCUGUCCAAUAGCCUUCUACCGGCGGCGUCGAGUAUGGGAGGUGACCGAGAAUACAUCCAAAACAGCCCAGGAAAUGUUUCCGGAGACGAAGCCAGCUCAGGUGGCGAAAGUGAAACAGAGGACGAAGCAUUGCAAGCGGGCUCGUUCCAGGACAUCAUGGAAAUGCUCAAUGUCGACGUACCAGAGACACCCGAGACACCCGGCCCAGUGGUACAGGUCAAGACUGCUGCAGUGAAAGACUUGCUGCAUGUCACUGGCCCGAUAGAAAUGACUCUGGAACAGUCAUUCUCGUGCAUCUUGAUGUUCGAGAGCUCCUUCGAUGUACCUCCCCAUCAGGCCGCCAGCGUCAUGGCAAUUUCCAGUGGCAACUCGCUCUUCAUAGCUUCCUCGCUCUUGUCCGACCCGCACUCACUCCCGACGAGGCGCAAGAUCAGCCACGUCAUGGGGAACAUCGGACACCCUGGGACAGUCCUCCUGGUGCCUCCCGUUCAGCCACGGAUGACUGUCCCGGGCAUCGAGCGCUGGCCUCUCAUGACCUUCCGCGACUGGGAUGGUACCGGCAGCGACUCGUUCGCCGAGAGCUCUCUCCACCUGUGGUUCACCGGGUCCACCCAGGAGGUCAGCAUAGGCUACAGUGGAGCUCAGGACAAGGAGUUGUACAUGAUCGAGAGCGUGGUGUCCCUCCAUGGCAAAGGAGAAUGGGUCGCCGAUCUGGACAUCCUCAGGGUCCUCCAGAGCCCAUCCCUCAUACACCUGCAGAGGAAAAGCAUUCCACCGAGCGUCAAGGGGCAGGUUGUGUUGCGCGAAGGCUUCACAGAGAAACGAUCCGAGACAGGCUGUGAGGAGAACCACGUAUCUCAGUACAGUCACCAGAAACUGCCCCUGACGGCUAUCGAGACAUGGUGGGAGCUGUUGGAAAGGUCAUCCAAGGACUGUGUCUUCCUAGCGGCUGGCAACUGGCAGGCACGGCUGGCGGCGAUGAUGAUAUGUAUCGCCCAGGGGAGGAAAGUCAGCAUCAUAUCGAACCCGGUCUGCUGGGACUGCGUGGCAGAUACAAAGAAGACUUUGUCCCAACAGGACGACCCGGUGGACGCUUUGUACAUAAGCCAAGCCGACAUGUGCACAGACUCAGCGCCCCACCCGGAUAUGCACUCCCAGGCUUACUUCGCGUGCUUUGAUACAUAG
Diaporthe amygdali is the source of this 3360-nucleotide messenger RNA. RefSeq lists its product as uncharacterized. The coding region runs from base 1 to 3360 and encodes 1119 amino acids. The transcript has 3 exons. The record is from RefSeq and is a predicted model, not a curated record. Lineage: Eukaryota; Fungi; Ascomycota; Sordariomycetes; Diaporthales; Diaporthaceae.